Messenger RNA from Hippopotamus amphibius kiboko, 576 nucleotides. RefSeq names its product pulmonary surfactant-associated protein D-like. The transcript is spliced from 3 exons. Lineage: Eukaryota; Metazoa; Chordata; Mammalia; Artiodactyla; Hippopotamidae. Bases 1 to 576 code for a protein of 191 amino acids. The record is from RefSeq and is a predicted model, not a curated record.
AUGGUUUCCAAAUCUGAAAUAUCACCUCUCCUCUCCAAGUCUCUCUACAUCCUCUUCAGCCUUGUAGUCCUGUUUCCUCCGAUGUGCAAAGGUUCUAACCCUCUCUCUCCUACAGAAAUCACUGCUCUGAGGCAGCAGGUGGAGACCUUACAGGGACAGCUACAACGCCUCCAGAAUGCCUUCUCUCAGUAUAAGAAAGUGGAGCUCUUCCCUGAUGGUCAGGAUGUCGGGGAGAAGAUCUUCAAGACGGGAGGCUUUGAGAAAACUGUUCAGGAUGCACAGCAGGUAUGCACACAGGCCGGGGGACAGUUGGCCUCCCCACGCUCUGCAGCUGAGAACGAGGCCGUGAGACAGCUGGUCACAGCCCACAGCAAGGCUGCUUUCCUGGGCAUGACCGACAUCCAGAAGGAGGGCACGUUCACCUACGCCACCGAGGAGCCCCUGGUCUAUUCCAACUGGGCCCCCGGGGAACCCAACAACCAAGGCGGUGUAGAGAACUGUGUGGAGAUCCUUCCCAGUGGCAAGUGGAACGACAAGGCCUGUGGAGAACAGCGCCUCGUGAUCUGCGAGUUCUGA